Molecule: messenger RNA, 969 nt
Organism: Rotaria sordida
Lineage: Eukaryota; Metazoa; Rotifera; Eurotatoria; Philodinida; Philodinidae
Source: the annotation of a GenBank genome assembly
AUGGAAUACAUGGAUUCUUUUAUAUCUAAUCCUGUUCGCUUUUGGUUAUUUCUAACAGCUCUUAUUCCAUCUGUUGGCUGUUCCAUUGCUAUCCUUUAUUACAUGCUUUCUAGUCAAACUCGACGUCGUGCCAUUAACAAUCAUGUUAUUAUUGUUCUUUUAUUCAAUAAUUUGAUCUAUGAACUUAUAGAUAUUUCAUUAUUUCUUAACUAUUAUCGUUUAGACACUGUAUCACCUGCAACACAAAGUUUAUGUUUAAUGUGGAUAUUUAUUGAUGAAACAUUGUAUACUGUUUCAACAAUAGUUGUUGCUUGGGCAUCAAUUGAACGACAUAUACUUAUCUUUCAUAGUCAAUGGUUAUCUAGUAGCAGAAGACGUUUUCUUAUUCAUUACGCUCCGUUGGCAUUACUCGUAUCUUAUAUCAUUUUGUUUCAUUUUGUUAUCAUCAUAUUUCCACCAUGUGAAAAUACGUAUGAUUAUACACAAGAAAUAUGUGGCCAUCCACUAUGUUUUCACGAUUCGAAGUUGAUCGGCACAUGGGAUAGUAUUGCACAUAAUAUUAUACCAACUCUAACAAUUGUAAUCUUUAGCAUUACUCUUCUUGUACGAGUUCUACUUCAAAAUCGUCGGAUGCAUCAAGUUGUCCAAUGGCGAAAACAUCGAAAAAUGGCAAUUCAAUUACUGUCGAUUUCUAUGCUCUAUCUUUUCCUUUAUAUUCCAAUUAUGUGCAUUGAUUUGGCAGAACUGUGCUGUAUAUCUCACGAACUUGGUGGUCAUUUUGAACAAUAUGCACGAUUUCUUUCAUAUUAUGUCAUAUUUCUUCUUCCAUUUGUCUGUCUUGUUUCUUUAAUGGAAAGCGUAUGGCAACUCAAAAACAUUUUUCCAUGUUGGUAUCGAUUAACACCAAUAAUUCAUCCUACAAUACAUUUCAUACCAAGACAACCAAACGCAAUAGAAAUCAACACAUAA